Molecule: messenger RNA, 537 nt
Organism: Nicotiana tabacum (common tobacco)
Lineage: Eukaryota; Viridiplantae; Streptophyta; Magnoliopsida; Solanales; Solanaceae
Source: RefSeq, a predicted model, not a curated record
AUGACUGCUUUCAAUCCCCUUACUGCUAUUCUUACUCAAAACAAACUUGAGAGUCCUAAUUAUGUUGAUUGGAAACGAAACUUGGACAUUGUCCUAAUUGCUGAAGAGUACAAAUUUGUGCUCGAUGAGGUGUGUCCAGAAAAACCUGGAAAUGAUGCCAUGGAUGAUGAACAAAAGGCUUACCAGAAAUGGGUCAAGCCUGAUGAGAUGGCGCGGUGUUACAUUCUGGCAUCCAUGUCAAAUGUUCUGCAACAUCAGCAUCAGUCGAUGAAGUCUGCUUAUGACAUUCUGGAAAAUCUCAAAGAAAUAUUUGGAGAUCAGAAUCGUGCGGCUAAGCAGACUGGCAUGAAAGCUCUUCUGAAUACCAAAAUGGUUGAAGGUUCAUCAGUUAGGGACCAUGUUCUGAAGAUGAUGAGUCUUCUGAAUAAACUGGAGGUCCUUGGAGCUAACAUUGAUAAGGAUACGCAGGAACCAUCUACUACUCUUGGGGAUGCGGAUACUUCUCUUCCUCCUGAUUCCAGAGACGCUGCAGUUUAA